AUGUUGACUUUGUUAGAGGGAUGUUAUAGGGACGAUUAUCUCUCUAACAUGUUGACUUUGUUAGCUGAUAAAAACACAUAUAGGGUAGUAAAGAAGAGCCCGAUCAAUAAAUUAAUUAGCAACCUGCAUGAUCUCUUAGCGAGGUGGAGAGCACAAGAUUACAUCUCCAUUACGAAAUAUAGAUCUUUGAAUUGUACAGAUGGUGUUUUACCGAGGGCUUAUGGGCUGCCGAAAAUUCACAAGAAAAAUAAUCCGUUGCGUAUAAUAGUCUCAUCUAAGAACACACCGCUCUAUGGUCUCGCCAAGUUUUUACAUGAUAUCAUUUAUAAAUCUAUUCCACGACCAGACAGUCAAAUUAUUAAUAGUACUCAAGUAGUGGAACGUAUCGAUGACAACGUAAAACUGAUCUCAUUGGACGUCAUCUCAUUAUUCACGAAUAUACCGUUAGACUUGGCGAUUGACAGUCUGUCGAAUAGAUGGGACUAUAUAGGAAAGAAUUGUCAGAUACCUCGUGAUGAAUUUUUAACCGCAGUUCGCCUCGUUUUGAAUUCUACAUUUUUUAUGUUCAACGGUGUUUGCUAUCAACAAACGUUUGGCACGCCCAUGGGCUCUCCUAUUUCACCGAUUAUCGCUGAGAUCACGCUCCAAGAUUUGGAGUCGAGGGCCAUCGCGAUUUUACCUGUGGAUCUCCCAUUUUAUUUUAGAUAUGUCGAUGACGUUGUGUUGGCGGCUCCCUCCUCAAUGCUCAGUACCAUUCAGGACACUUUCAACUCGUUCCACACAAGGCUGCAGUUUACUAUGGAGGAGGGUGCCGACAAUCGUUUGAAUUUCCAUGACGUCACUAUCAUUUUAGAAGAUGGACUGAUUCGUUUUAACUGGUUUCACAAAUCGACUUUCUCUGGGAGAUACCUCCAUUUUGAAUCGCGACACCCCCUUUGCCAGAAGAGGAGUACGAUAAUUGGUCUAACUGAUAAAGUUUUCUGGCUUUCUCAUCCAAAAUUUCAUAAAGAGUUUUGA
Camponotus floridanus (Florida carpenter ant) is the source of this 1017-nucleotide messenger RNA. RefSeq lists its product as uncharacterized. The transcript has a single exon. Lineage: Eukaryota; Metazoa; Arthropoda; Insecta; Hymenoptera; Formicidae. The record is from RefSeq and is a predicted model, not a curated record. The coding region runs from base 1 to 1017 and encodes 338 amino acids.